Guyanagaster necrorhizus is the source of this 2438-nucleotide messenger RNA. RefSeq lists its product as uncharacterized. The transcript is spliced from 9 exons. The record is from RefSeq and is a predicted model, not a curated record. Gene Ontology annotation, molecular function: guanyl-nucleotide exchange factor activity; small GTPase binding; ubiquitin binding. Gene Ontology annotation, biological process: vesicle-mediated transport. The coding region runs from base 69 to 2366 and encodes 765 amino acids. NCBI's taxonomy places the organism in Eukaryota, Fungi, Basidiomycota, Agaricomycetes, Agaricales, Physalacriaceae. Gene Ontology annotation, cellular component: cytosol; endocytic vesicle.
GUCAAUCCGUUACUGCACAGUCUUUCUUUCUGUCCAAUACUACCGCCAGUGCCAGUGGCGUUGUAGGCAUGGCGUCUACGUCAGCCAGAACAGCCGGCGACGCGCUACCCGAUGUUGAAAAGCUUCAGAUAUCCGAAUUAGCCCAUGACGUGACAUCAAUAUCGGUAGAUGAGGCUAUUUCUCCAAAUCCAUGGAAGGACGACACGGCGGAAGCUACCAAGAAGGACGGAGACCUGGAAACGUCAAUUCACCGCUUGAAGACGCCAGACCCGUCGGCGCUGGACGAAUCGAUAGCAUCUGGGCUGGGCAUACAGAUAUCUCUACCGGCGUCAGAUACUGUUCCAGAACUGGUAAACGCUCAGGAAAUACUUGAAGAAUUCGACCCACUGGUAAACCAGGAAGAGAAGGAUGCAAAGGAUGCAUGGGAGAGUUCCGAGGGUCAUCCACCACAUCCAGCCCCUUCACCAGUCGCGCCAACACCGCCAUCGAAAGAUCAAACCCCGCCGCCCAAUGAUGCUCAGGCGUCGUCGUCGUUUCCCUCAUUAGCUGCGUUGGCGCGCUCAUUUCAAAUGCCAAAAUUAACACGUUCACGUCCUCUUUCACUUGAUGUAGCAAAGCCCGUUCCCUCUCCCGAUGCAUUGUCGUCAUUUGCGUCUCAGCAACAGCAACCCCCAAAGUAUGAGCCGGUGUCUCAAACGAAUCUGGGAACCUCAAGAACUAGUUCUCCAGGAAUACCGAGAGAGAACUCGCUAGCCGUAGAUCGGGGCAAGGGCGAUCCACCUUUUGAUUUUCCGAAGUUCUUGGAUCAGAUGAAGAGCAAAAAUGCAGAACCAGUAUCUAAAUAUCUCAAAUCAUUUCUGAGUAACUUUGCCAAGCGUACCUUCACCGUCAGUGACCAAAUCAAGAUCAUAAAUGAUUUUUUGAACUUCAUCGCGAAGCAAAUGCGUGAAUGUGAAGUCUGGCGUAGUGCUUCAGAUGUCGAAUUUGACAAUGCUAUGGAGGGCAUGGAGAAGCUGGUAAUGAAUCAGCUCUAUCAAUUCACAUUUACGCCUCAAGUGGUGCGAGCGGUACCUCGCCGACAAAUCACCGCAGAUGAUCUGGAGCGAGAUCGUGUACUCUCCCAACGAAUAGCUCUUUUUGGGUGGGUAGAGGAAAAACACCUUGAUAUUCCAGAAGGAGAUGGUAGCAAAGGUUUCUUGAUGUUUGCUCAGCAAGAGCUACUCAAGAUUAACCAUUACAAAGCCCCUCGCGACAAACUCAUAUGUAUACUGAAUUGUUGCAAAGUUAUAUUUGGCUUAAUUCGACAUUUGAGAACAGAAGAGGGCGCAGAUUCAUUUGUUCCGAUACUCAUCUUCGUCGUUCUGAAGUCAAAUCCGGAGAAUCUUCUAUCGAACGUUGAGUUCAUCAACCGAUUUAGGAAUCCCGUUAAACUGCAAAGUGAGGCAGGGUAUUAUCUAUCUAGCCUUAUGGGUGCCGUAUCUUUCAUCGAAACCAUGGAUCAUACUUCUCUAUCAAACAUUACGCAAGAAGAGUUCGAGAAGAAUGUCGAAGAAGCCAUCCAGUCGCUACCCAAUGAUGGCGAUUCACCUGCUAUACACUUUGCUGCCGAACCACCACCAGCGUCAUCAUGGAGCAACUCCACUCCUUCCCAUGCAGGUGAAGAAUCUGCACAGCCACUCUCCCUCCCUACACCUGCGCAAACCCUUUCCGAUGACGCGAAACGACUUCUCCAAAAGACAGGCGACACCAUAUCAAAGCCUCUCAACGCCAUAAGCCGUAUACUCAAUGAAGCCAUCGACAGCGCCGCCUCUCCCUUCGCUCCCUUCGAGACCGUUCGAGAACAACGCACAGGAACUCCCCCACCUGUACCACACUGGUCACACCCGGAUCAAAUUCGACAGUAUCAACAGCAACAAGAUUCCCCACGAUCGGGCUCUCCACGAAUGGUACCACAAACACCUAUGGGUGAUGGCAUAUACCAACCUCCGUUACAGACACCGUAUAAGCCUCGCGUGCGACGCGUACCGUCUCCGUCGUUCUCCCCUGGGAUUGAGGAGACGCCUUCACGGCCUGGUCCGUAUACAAAUCAGCCAUUAGCAAUCGGUCCUUCACAGUCACUUUUCGCGUCCCCAUAUCGACCUGAUUAUGCCCAUGUUUCGCGCACACCGACGCCCAACUUGGAUCUGGUGGGAAUGCAGGAGGAGAUUGAUACCGCGCAUGAGCAGGCAGCAGAAGCAGCGCGAGACACACUGAUACAGAUAUUCCCCGCUGUGGACAGGGAGGUUAUAGAGUGGGUGCUAGAGGCCAAUACAGGUGAUUUAGGGAAGAGCAUCGAGGCGCUCUUGGAGAUGAGUAGCGGCACCUAGCUAAACUCAGAGUUUUGCAUAAUGUAUGGAUAGAUUUGAUGGAGAUUCUCUGUUGUAUUCAGGAGGCUGGAG